CUGUGGUUUUGACGUUUUGAGUUUGAUCAGUUGAUUAGUUGAAAGUUGUAAUUAAAAUUAUUCUAAGUAUCCGAUUUUACCCAAUCUUUUCGAAGUCGAAUAACUUCAAAACUUGCGAAAUGAAAAUAACAGUGAAAUACCUAAAAGGUGGAAGUAUUCUAGUAGACGUCACCGAAAAAAUGACCAUUCUGGAACUCAAACAAAAAAUUGAAAAGGACUUCAAUAUCGCUGCUUCACAGCAGACUCUCAUCCUGCAAGGAAAAUGCCUCCAAGACGACAAAUCCGUAGAGGAUUAUCCGAAAAUCAAAGACGGAGCCAAAGUGUACGUUGCAAUAAAGAAACCAGAGACUCUCAUGUCAGUGCUGAACGUCUUCUUGCGGAAGUACUAUUCAGAAGAGCAGUGUAAGCUUAUUAUCGAUGAGUUCAUGAGGAACUUUCACUCCAAAGUGGAUAGUUUGAGCUUGGACGAUCUAGAGCGAAUUGCAGAGUCGGAGAUUCAAGGAUAGUGUAGAUAGUUUUAAUGUAAUUUUGUUAGGUUGAUAUUUUUAAACCGAGGUAUAUAUAUAUAGUGAAAACAUGAUGAUUUUGAGGAAUAUUUGUAUAAUGUGAUAUACUCAGCUGUAAGUAAUCUAUAAUUUCCAACAUUUGAAUUGAGGUUAUGUGCGAGAGGAUUUUUUUAUGUAGUACCCCUUCAAAAACCAUGAUUUAUAUUAACUUUCCACCAGAUUUUCAGUAUAGUAACUGACUAGACCGACAAUCUUCCAAAUUUCUAGUCUAUAACAAUUUUUGUAAUAAUAUUUAUCAGCUUUAUAUUUUUCAAGUUUAACUUAUCAGAAGUAAUACUUUUUACGUGUAAAUGAAACUGUCAGGUAGAAGAAGGGGCUUUAUUCAACUUCUAUGAAAUGAUAUUUCUGAAAAAAUUGGAGGAGAAAUACACAGAAUUUAGCUUUCAA
Messenger RNA from Leptinotarsa decemlineata (Colorado potato beetle), 953 nucleotides. RefSeq names its product ubiquitin-like protein 4A. Gene Ontology annotation, biological process: post-translational protein targeting to endoplasmic reticulum membrane; tail-anchored membrane protein insertion into ER membrane. Gene Ontology annotation, cellular component: BAT3 complex. NCBI's taxonomy places the organism in Eukaryota, Metazoa, Arthropoda, Insecta, Coleoptera, Chrysomelidae. The record is from RefSeq and is a predicted model, not a curated record. Gene Ontology annotation, molecular function: protein-folding chaperone binding.